This is a messenger RNA of Drechmeria coniospora, 1023 nucleotides long. Its product is annotated as mitochondrial 54S ribosomal protein YmL9. NCBI's taxonomy places the organism in Eukaryota, Fungi, Ascomycota, Sordariomycetes, Hypocreales, Ophiocordycipitaceae. The record is from RefSeq and is a predicted model, not a curated record. Gene Ontology annotation, cellular component: ribosome; mitochondrial large ribosomal subunit. The coding region runs from base 1 to 1023 and encodes 340 amino acids. The transcript has a single exon. Gene Ontology annotation, molecular function: structural constituent of ribosome. Gene Ontology annotation, biological process: translation.
AUGGCGCCUCGUCUACCGAUACGAGUGGCCCUCCCCCGGCCGUCGGCCAUUCUCCCCCAGGGCGCAGCCCGACGGCUCAUCCUUCCACAGCUCAGGACGGCACCUCCCAGCCGCGGCGUGCACAACGGCUGGUCGACGGUUCCUCCUCGCUCCAAGCACCGCCGCUUCAACCAGGUCAACUCUGGGCUCCCGGCCCUCACCACCGGCCCCGCGGCGGCCCUCAAGCGCAGGGAGAACACGACACCUCUGCGGGCGGGCGUGCUGGCGACGAAAAAGGGCAUGACGAGCCUCUUUGUCGGCAAGACCCGCACCCCUUGCACCGUCCUCCAGCUCGACCAGGUGCAGGUGAUUGCCAACAAGACGCGGGAGCAGCACGGGUACUGGGCCGUCCAGGUCGGCUCCGGCACGAGGGCCGGUCGCAACGUCACGAGCCCCCUGCUCGGCUACUACGAAGCCAAGGGCAUCGCCCCCAAGAGCAAGCUCGGCGAGUUCAAGGUCCGGGAUGACAAGGGCCUGCUGCCCGUCGGUGCCCAGCUGCUGCCGGACUGGUUCCAGCUCGGCCAGUACGUCGACGUGCGAGCACGGUCCCGCGGCAUGGGCUUCGCCGGCGGCAUGAAACGGCACGGCUUCAAGGGCCAGGGCGCCUCGCACGGAAACUCCAAGAACCACCGAACGAUCGGCACGACAGGUCCCUCGCAGGGCAGCGGCAGCCGCGUCAUGCCGGGCAAGAAGAUGCCGGGCCGCAUGGGCAACGAGUGGGUGACGGUGCAGAACCUCAAGGUGCUCCAGGUCGACAACGAGCUGGGCGUCGUGCUGGUCAGCGGCGCCGUGCCGGGGCCCAAGGGACGGCUCGUCAAGCUGCAGGAUUCGAAGAAGCGGAAGGCGCCCGCGCUGCCGCACAGGGAGAAGGCGCUGAGGGAGCUCGGGGAGAGGCAACCGGAUGCGGACGCGCAGCUCGAGGCCGCUCGGCUGAGCCAUCUAGACAUGAAGGCCCAACGGCAGGCGAAGACGGCCGAGCUCUGA